AUGGAGGAGGAAGCCCCAGUACCUGAUGCCCCAGACUUUCAUGCCACAGAAGCCCCAGCAGAGGCCCCUGUAGAGGGUGGUGUGUCGGCCGGAGGAGUUCCACCAUCCAGAGACAGCCGUAAACUGGACUGUAUCAUCUGCUUCUGUGCCUUCAACCUGGCUGAGAGGCUGCCACGCAAGCUCUACUGCGGCCACACCUUCUGCCAGGCCUGCCUGAGACGCCUUGACACCAUCCUCAAUGAGCAGAUGUGGAUCCCCUGUCCACAAUGCCGGCAGAACACCCCGCUACCUCGCGGGGGUGCUACAGCCCUGGACCUGGACCUAGCAGCCUUCCUGGGGGUCAAGGCUGACAUGGACAGCCAGAGGUCCAGCCCCCAGCAGGGAGGAAGAGAACUAGGCAACCAGCUGGAGCAAAAGCCCUCCUUUGAGAAACAUCCCAUCAUAGAGCAGCCUCAGGCCACCUGGAACCAUGGAGGACUGGCUGAGCCUCGCUUCCACAGGAGCCCUUGCUGCAGGCGCUUCUUCUGCUGCUGGUGGUGCUGCUAG
This is a messenger RNA of Salvelinus namaycush (lake trout), 546 nucleotides long. RefSeq names its product RING finger protein 224-like. The record is from RefSeq and is a predicted model, not a curated record. Bases 1 to 546 code for a protein of 181 amino acids. NCBI's taxonomy places the organism in Eukaryota, Metazoa, Chordata, Actinopteri, Salmoniformes, Salmonidae. The transcript has 2 exons.